CUGCCAGAGCGCUAAAACGGCCGAGAAGGAGGUCUGUGCUGCGGUGAGGGCAGCGCACACACCUACUGCAUGAAGCCCGGCCCCAAGGACGUCUGGCAGCUCCUGCUAAGCAGCCUCGCAGGCAGCCUUCUCCCUGAAGGGCCUCCUCCAGAGCGACCGCCACCACCCCGACCCCUCCCAAAGGGACCCUUUCAGCCCGACCCCGCCGUCACCGGUGCCCGCAGCCGGCUCAGAAUCCCUUGGGCUGCACCGCCCAGUUCAGCUACUCCAACGGGGACUCCCCAAGCCCGAAAGCGCCGGGAAUGGUGCAGAGGCGAAGCGGGAUGAGAGCAAAGGAACUCGCUAAGGCCUCUCUGGGAGCCACUACGGCCGUGUCCUACCUUCCCAGAGACGGAGAACGCCGCAGCCGGGGCCGCGCACCGGCUUCCCAAGCAGGGAGACUCCCCUGGCCCCUAAACAUGAUGAACGCUUUUCCCCUCCCAUUCCUUGCCGGCGCGGCUCGCCCUCCCCUGCCCGUCGGCACCCCGCCGCGCUCCGCCAGCUCCCCGCGCCCCUCUGCCCUGCGCCGCGGCUCCCGCCAGCGGCGGAGAGAGGCAGCCCCCAGCGCGGCCCUGCUCCGCCUCUGCUUUCGGUUUCCGGGAGGGGCCCGCGGGAGCAGCCCGCGGAACAGCUCCGAGACCGGCGAGCAGGACCGGGCGGCGGAGGAGGCUCUCUCCUGCGUCCCUAGCCAGCGGCCGCCGCCAUGGUGCCCAACCAGCUGAGACUCUCCGCGGCCGCACAUGGCCGUGGAGGCUAUGAUUCUGAUUUUAGUGAUGAAGAGAAUGAAGAGAAGACUGUGCAGAAGACUAAAAGUAAAAAGGAAGAUGACCUUCUGAUAAAGCCAUUCCAAAAGGCAAAGCAAGGCACUCUGGUUCACAGACAGUUUGCAGCUGAAGAAUGGGAUAGGGAAGAAGCAAGGAAAAGAAGAUUUCAUCUGAUAGCAAUGGAUGCCUAUCAAAGACAUAAAAAGUUUGUGAGUGACUACAUUUUAUACUAUGGGGGCAAAAUUGAGGAUUUCCGACGUUCUGGAGCAAAUGACAAGACGGAUCUCGACGUCAUUAGAGAAAACCAUAGAUUCCUGUGGAACGAAGAUGAUGAAGCAGACAUGAAUUGGGAGAAGAGGCUUGCAAAGAAGUAUUAUGAGAAAUUGUUCAAGGAAUACUGUAUAGCAGAUCUCAGUAGAUACAAAGAGAAUAAGUUUGGAUUUAGGUGGCGACACGAGAAAGAAGUAAUUUCAGGAAAAGGUCAGUUUUCAUGUGGAAAUAAGCAUUGUGAUGAGAAAGAAGGCCUGAAGAGCUGGGAGGUGAAUUUUGGCUACAUGGAACAUGGUGAAAAGAGGAAUGCGCUUGUGAAAUUGAGACUAUGUCCAGAAUGUUCCUACAAACUAAACUUCCAUCACCGGAGGAAAGAAGUCAAAGCACACAAGAAAAAAGGCACAGCUGUACCAACCUCUAAAGAGCCAAAAAUUAAGAAGACAAAAUUGUCUUGUUCAGCAAAAAAUAAGUCAAAAAAAAAGAUUCAUAAAGAUCAGACUUCUUCAGAAGAUUCAGAUAAUUCUGAUAAAGAUUCAGAUAACAGCGAUGCACAAGAUGGUCCUUCAGAUGCUGACUUUUGGAAAGGUCCUCUACAAGAACCAAAUGAAAAGUCACGGGAGGAAGAGUUUGAUGAGUAUUUUCAAGACUUGUUUCUCUGAAACUUUAAACCUAUGUAUGCUGAUCUUCAUGGAUUAUGAAGUUAAAAGUCUGGAAAUUCAGUCAUAAUUAAGGAGAACUGUUUUUGUUUAGCAUACUUUCUCUACAGUCACUCAUUUGGACCAUCUCAGUAAAUUGUCUUUGUAGAAGACUUCAGGUCUAAAAACUUUGUGUUUUUUUCCCUUUCAGUUCAGUGCAAAAACAUAAAUAGCACUCAGAAGAUGUAAACAAACAAUAUAGUUUAUUGACAUUACAUUAAGGUAGUUGGCUGCCUUUUGUUUUAUCUCAGACUUCAGUUACUGUCAGAUUUUUGUAAAGAGGCAUGUUGGAAGAUUCUGUUCUUAGCUUAAAGCCAUACAUUUUAAUAUAUUCGUAUUUCUAACUUAUUAAACAAGAGUGAAUACCCUUAACUUGAUUGGUCUUGUAGACUUUACUAUGCAGGUAUUUGUCUUUGUAAGUAUUUUCAGAUGUUAAUGGAUAAGUUCAGGGUUUGUUUUUUGGCUUUUUGCUUGAAUUAAGUGACCUCUAUCCAAAAUGUCUGCCCUACUUUUUAGAAGACUUUAGUUCAUUGUGAGUUACUUUGGUUUAAAUUUUAAUUAUAAUGUGAUGUGACUUAAAAAAAUCUUGUUAAUUGAUGAAAUUUUUGGUGUUAAAAAAAUCCAACAUGCAGCUUUCUGUACAUGUGGCUUGUAGAUUAAUUGUGGUUUCUGAUCUCCUUAAGAUUGAUUGAACGUUAAUCCUUCUUUAAGGUGUAAUCCUAAAUAUAUAAGUAAAGAAUGAAUAUCACCUGAAAAA
This is a messenger RNA of Pogoniulus pusillus (Red-fronted tinkerbird), 2525 nucleotides long. Its product is annotated as protein FRA10AC1. The transcript has 14 exons. The coding region runs from base 743 to 1732 and encodes 329 amino acids. Lineage: Eukaryota; Metazoa; Chordata; Aves; Piciformes; Lybiidae. The record is from RefSeq and is a predicted model, not a curated record.